AUGAAGAAUAUCUCAAAUUUAGUUCAAGAUGAAUCCCAAAUCAAUUAACUGAGAGUAAGUGCUCAUCGGAAACACCCAUCACCUCAGAUUCAGAUAUAUGACAAAUUAAAGUAUUCCAUUCAAGGGGAGUGUUAGAAGAGUUAUACUAUUAAAUUGAAGUCACCAACCUCUUGUGACAAGAAACUCUUUGAGUAUAAGAAUCAAAAGGAUUUGGAAUUAUUAGUUUCUCUAGUUAUUUAACCAUGUUUACAUUUGGAUAAUUGCAUUCAUGAACAAUUAUAUGAUAAGAAUUAGCAAGGUAAAACCUUUAGAUAGGUAUGUGAAUUCAGAUCGGAUUGGACUAAGAAAAUAAAGAAGGCUGAGAGAUAUUUUGAAAACUCAAUUCAACAUAAAAAAGUGUAACAAAUACAAUGCUAAAAUAAUGAUUAAUUUAAAAUUAUUAUUCUUGAGGCUAUUAAUAAUAAAUAGGGAGCCUUAAAAAUGAUGAUUGACAAAUCUAAGAAAGAAUCAUAAUUCAUUGAAUAUGCCAAGAGAUUUGCAAUUCAACAGAGACAAAGAAUGGAUUAUAGUGAAUCGUUGUUGACUUAAUUUGAGGAUGUCCAAAAUAGAAAGAAGUAUACCCAUCCACCUUCGUUCUGGUCAAUUCUUGAUUGCUCUUGCAAUGCUACUGUGCUGUGA
Paramecium octaurelia is the source of this 678-nucleotide messenger RNA. The record is from the annotation of a GenBank genome assembly. NCBI's taxonomy places the organism in Eukaryota, Ciliophora, Oligohymenophorea, Peniculida, Parameciidae.